AGGCAAGUAAUACCUGAUUUUGAUGGGUCCAAUAGUCGAUAUGUCAUUAUUGUUUUAAUUUUGUUUGUUGCCACUUACAUUUUAGUAUCAUAUAAUAAAAUAUUUUACUAAACGUCAAACAUACUGAUAGAUUUAAGCAAGACGAUGGAAUCGUAUUUAAAUCAUAAACCUGAGAAAGUUGGCUUUGUAACGGCUGAGGACAUAAGGACAGAUCUAUCCUAUUACUUCUCCAAAUUAUCAAAGGACACAGUAAUGCAGGAAAAAGAGCAUUUGCAGGUUUAUCUCCGUGUACGUCCAUUCACGACUUCAGAGAGAGCAGAAGGGGCAUCACAGGAGUGUAUCUCAAUUGAGCCUCCAGAUACUGUGAUUGUAAAGCCACAUAAAGCAUCUCUGACAGCCAGACACAGUGAGAGAUUCAGCUCACAACAGGCACAACGAUUUCAGUUCUCACAGGUGUAUGGUCCAGAUACAACUCAAAGAGAGAUAUUUGAUGGAACAACCAAAAGCCUUGUGAAAGACGUCUUGGAUGGAGGGAAUUCUUUGAUAUUUACGUAUGGAGUUACUAAUGCUGGGAAGACAUUUACUUUUCUUGGCCCUGAUUCAGAUUGGGGAAUUCUGCCCAGGUCAUUAGAUGUGAUCUUUAAAAGCAUAGAAGGCAGAAUUUAUUCUCAAAAUAGGAUUAAGCCUUACAGAUGUGUCGACUUUAUAGAACUCACUAAAGAGCAGCAGGAUGAGGAAGCUACAGAUAAGAGAAAUCUUCUUCAACGAUUUAAAGAUAUUGACCCAAGGAAAACUCUGUCUAGCAUGUCCAGUUCCAGCUGUUCAUUAUUUGAAAGCUCCACCUUUAGUGACACAAAUAUGGACAGUGUCUGUUUGGAUGACACCUCUAAUGUCAAAUUUUCUGUGUGGGUCUCCUUUUGUGAAAUCUACAAUGAAAACAUCCAUGAUCUCCUUGAUGUUGUUCCAAAUGGCUCUCACAGAAGGAAUGUUUUGCGGCUAGCCCAAUAUGAAGGCAAUGCUUUUGUCAAAGAUCUAAAAUGGGUUCAAGUUAACAGUGCAGAGGAAGCAUUAAAAGUUGUGAAAAUUGGAAGGAAAAAUCAAAGUUCUUCAUCCACCAAGCUCAACAAUGUCUCUAGCAGGAGCCACAGUAUAUUUUCCAUUCGGAUCUUGCGGAUUGAAGAUGUGGGUGUUCCUCGAGUUCAGACAAUUAGCGAGUUGUCAUUAUGUGAUUUGGCUGGAUCUGAGCGAUGUGCAAAGACUCAGAACCGAGGAGACCGCUUAAAAGAAGCUGGAAACAUCAACACAUCCUUGUUAACGCUAGGGAAAUGCAUCAAUGCUCUGAGGCUCAACCAAAUGCAACAAAAGAAUCAUCAGCAUAUCCCCUUCAGAGAGAGCAAGCUGACACAUUAUUUUCAGGGUUUUUUCUGUGGCCGUGGUAAAGCUUGCAUGAUCAUUAACAUAAACCAGUGUGCCUCAGUGUACGAUGAAACCCUGAAUGUCCUCAAGUUCUCAGCAUUGGCUCAGAAGGUGGUGGUCCUCAACCCUAAACCAGGUCCUAGUACUGCGGUCAAGAGAUCUGACAGAGGUGUGUCCAUGAUAAUCAAUAAUGCUGACAAGAAUGAUUGGACAAGGAGAAGCUCUUUCAUGGGCUGGGAGAUUAAUUUAGAGGAGGACAAUGUGCACGAGGACAAAGAUGAUGAAGAAAUGGGUGAGGAGGAUAAUGAGAGCAUGGAGGACAACAUUGUCCUAGAUACUGUGGAAAGUCAAAAGCCGUUUGAGCUUCAGCUCAACGAGAAGCUGUCCAACGAGGAGUCUGAAAAAUUAACUAUGGAAUCUCGUAUGCAUAUGCGUGAGGAAGUCAGGAAGUUCAUGGAGUUGUUUUUUAACAUGGAAAAAGACAAUAAACGUCUCCAAAGACAGAAAGAAAUUGUUGAGGAAAGAAGGCUAGAGAGACUGAAGAAUCUGGUCAACAGUGAAAUGGCCACUGUUUGCACUGAUGGGAAUGCUGCAAAGGAGGAUAAAAUUGAGCAUUUGGAUAGCAUGAUCAAGGCAAUGAGAGAUGAUCUGGCUCAGAUAAAGGGAGAAGCAGAGUCAGUACAGAUUUGCCUGACAAAUGUCCCUGAAUCAUCCAGAACAAUCAGUGAUUUGAGGACACAGCUGGAGGAGAUGAGAGAGGAGCUUAUCAAAAGCCAACAACUUCUCAGUCUUAAAACUAUAGAGUUGGAAGCAAUGCGUGUUCAAAUGCAGGAAUUAGAUUACCAACUUCUCCAAGCAAAUAGAAAUUAUGAAAACAAGAAACUGAGAUGUCAGGAACUUAUGUCAGUCUGUCAGGAGAAAAAUGGCAGGAUCUCUACAUUACAGACUGUUCUGGAUCAAAACGUGGAGGCAGCUGCUAAAGAUGCUUUAAAUAAUAAUAUCAAACAAGAAAUCCUAAAUUUCAGAAACAACUGUAAUUGUAUGCUGAAUGAAGAUGGUGAACCUAGAGGGGAGGAAAUGACAAGUCAAGAAACUCAACAGCUUCUGCAAGAACUGAACAUGAAAGAUGAGCAGCUGAAUGAACUUAAACUUGAGCGCUGUUCACUUGAGAAAAAAGUGUGUGAUCUCGCUGACAGAUUGGCAGAGCAGACUCAUGCACAUGAAGCUACUGUGGCGAUGGAGAGAGCAGAAGUCAACAAAGUCACAAAUGAGAACCAGGUUCUUGCCAAUGAGCUACAUGUACUGCGGCAGUCGGCUAGUGAGAUGAGCUCGAAACUCGAAACUCUCCAGACGGAAUUGAGUACUCAGACAAAGAUUGCAAAUGAGCUUUCAGAAGAACUCGAUGCAGCCAAAACUUUGAUUAAGGGCCAUCAAGCAGAGUAUUGCAGUCAGUCCAAAUCUACUGAAUCCUUAAUGAUGGAGGCAGAUAAUUUGCAUCAGGAACUCAGUGCCCGCCAGCUCUCACAUGACAAAAUACAGGCUGAAUGUGAGAGGAUGGUGGAAUUGUCUCAUAAGAAGAGCCGACGGAUCAAUGACCUGGAGGAAGAGGUCAGCCAGACCAGAGCAAAGAUGUGCCAGCUGGAGGAGCUCUGCAGUCGGCUUAAAUAUGAGCAUGAUGCACAGGACAAACUCAUUCAAACGCUGAGUAAACAGAACCAGCACGAGGAGCUUCAGAAUAUAGUGAGAUUAAUUGUAGAGAGUGAGAUCUUUGAGGUAAGAGACAAGGCCAAGAGGAAAAUAACUGCGAUGGAGAAAGAUCUGGCUCAUAAAGACGCAGAACUAGAGACCAAAGCCCAAGAGCUUUCGAAGGUGAGUGAGCUUGUGGACGAUGGACAAAAUAAAAUCCAGACCUUGAGUUAUGAUUUGCAGCAGGUGCAGAGGGAGCGAACUGAUGUCAGAGAUCAAUUAUGUGAGGCUAACAUUCAGAAAGAGCAGUUAGAGAAACAGAUCUUGAUCUUAAGUGAAGAAAACAAAAUGUUUCAGCAGAGGCUAUGUGAAGCAAAUGAGCUGAGGGAUCAGGCUGGACACAGUUUGAGCUGUACAGAGCAAUUUAUUGACCCACAGCAGACUGUGAAGUCUAACCAUGUCACAGAAGAAGAAAGCUUACAGCCUUUCCAAACAACCUGUCAAGAUCUUUUGGCAGAGCAGAAGCUGAUUGAGGAGACAUGUGGUAAUUUAAAUAAGUGCACACAGACAGAUGAGGAGGAAUUGCUGGAGGCCAGAUUGAAUGAGACUAAAUCCAUAACUGAAGAUCUUGCACAGCUGCAGGAGAUGUAUCAGAAACCAAAUGUUGGUGUCUCAGUUGAACCUCAGGAGGAUGAAGAGAGAGCUUGCAGACCUGCAGAAAACAGAAAGCCUAAUGAGGAGCAGGCAGAUGAUACGCAGGAAAAGGAGCUGGAUGGAGCAGCCAAGGGUAAAGUGGCUCAGGCAACAAGGCAACUAGAGGGUGACCAACAGGACAGCCUGCAGCUGGAGCUGGAAAUAUUAAAGCAGAAGCUGGAUGAGAAGCCGGAUACCACUGUGAAAUUACAAAGGGAAAAAGAUGAUUUGGCUGUUUCUUGUAAAGCUGUUACCCAGAAAGUUGACCGUCCCAAACAGACAUCAAAGCAGGUGGCUCUACUUGACAACUCCAUCCUGUCCACAAAGAGUCUCCGAGAAGAGAGCUUCACCAAAACUGGGCUUAAAUUCACCAUUACUCCACUUAAACCAGACCAAAUGAAGGUCAGGAAACCAGGAGAAGAAAAGCCUGUCAGAAAAAGACUCAGAAGUACAGCCAGAAAGAGAAAGAGCCCAGAGUUGGAGAGCUCUGUGGAGUCAGAAAAUCGGAAAACCCGACGGCUGAAGGUGAACAAUAGGGAAAACAUACAGUUUAUUGAGACUCCCGUGGGGCAGGGGGAAAAGGUGACUCGAUUAAAGCAGAAAGACUCAGUCAGCAUGAAAGGGAAAAAAGACAGAGCCCUGAAAAAAAUUGGAGACUUUAUCCAGAACUCCCCAACCAUCUUUGGGAGCAAAGCCAAAAAGAUCAUGAGCAUGGUGAAUGUUAGAUCCCCUGAACUGCUGAAUCCUUCUGAAAACAACCAACCCAAGAUAUCCAAACGAAAGCUCUUCAAGUUUUCCUCUCCGCUGGACAUACCCUCUCAUUCUAUCAUUGGGAGCAGUGAUGAUGAUCAGGACAGCAGUCAUUUCAUAAUCAAAAGGAAACUCAGAACAAGAACUGCAAAGUCGAAAUGCAAACAUUAAUUUGAUGACAAAGUGUUAUUCAAGUUUUUGUUCUUCUAAAUUGUCAUAAAUGUUGUUUAUUUAAUGCUUAAAUGUUGUUGGACUAUUCAUAUUUGUUUUAUUAACACUGGAAAUGUUUGUAAAUAUUUUAGAAAUGUACCUCACAGCCUUUUUUUAAUGA
Messenger RNA from Carassius auratus (goldfish), 4876 nucleotides. RefSeq names its product kinesin family member 20Bb (gene kif20bb). The transcript has 30 exons. Gene Ontology annotation, cellular component: spindle microtubule; nucleus; mitotic spindle. Gene Ontology annotation, biological process: microtubule-based movement; mitotic spindle assembly; spindle elongation. The record is from RefSeq and is a predicted model, not a curated record. NCBI's taxonomy places the organism in Eukaryota, Metazoa, Chordata, Actinopteri, Cypriniformes, Cyprinidae. Gene Ontology annotation, molecular function: plus-end-directed microtubule motor activity; ATP binding; microtubule binding. Bases 145 to 4716 code for a protein of 1523 amino acids.